UGUUGCUCUGAAUCUUUGUACUAUCUGUUUGUUGUAAAUCAUUACGGAUUGAGUUACAUUCACUUCAGAUCAUUCAUGAUUCCGGCUCCACACUCUUUCUUCUGACCACAAGCACUAGGGUCUCGUUGUAACAUUCGCGACCUCUAAUAUCAUUACUUGAUGGACUUUGGGUCACUUCAUUGCUAGAAAAAUGCUGAGGGCCGCUGUUAGGGUACGCGUAGAUAUUCUUGUAAAAAGCAAAAAGCCAUUGAAUGUUGCUUCCCGGGUCUUCAAUAUGUCGUCCGCUACGGCUUCGUCAGCGUUCCAUAAGGGAUGGGUUCGAGGCAUCAACAAGACUUCAUCCAUUUUGAGGACCGUGAAAAAUGAGGGUCUCAGACGAGCUUACUCUACAAAGAGUACCGGGGAUGGAAACAGCAGUGGGUUUGAUUCUAAUUCGUUUGGGAAAGGACUUCCGUUUCAUCGCAGAGUAAUCAAUGCCUGGACACAGACUCCGACGAAAUGGUAUCCAAUUCCGAUUGCUGUUGGCGCGAUAUUACUGGUUGUUAUACAGUACCGCAGGAAGCGGAGAGCCUCCUCUUUCCCCCAUGUCGACGUAGACCAGGACGGUGUGGAAGUAAUCAAGCUAAAGGGUCCAUGGCAGGUACAUGUCCUCGGCGCAUUACCUCUUCGUAAUAUGUCACGGCUGUGGGGAUACCUCAAUUCGCUAGAGCUUCCACCUUGGUUCAGACCUUAUGGCUUUCGAAUUUAUGCUUUCGCUUUUGGCUGCAACUUGGAAGAAAUAGAUGAAGACCUGAAAACGUACCGCAGUCUCGGCGAGUUUUUCUACCGAAAACUCAAAGAUGGUGUAAGACCAGUGGAUAAUGCUGUAUUGGUUAGCCCUGCUGACGGCCGAAUAUUACACUUCGGAAUCGUACAAGGUUCGCGCGUUGAACAAGUCAAAGGGAUAAGUUACUCCCUGGAUGCACUUCUCGGCGUCGAGCGUCCCGGCACACCCCCCGCAUCCAUUGCUCCAUCCCAUCGCGACUCAAUGCCCGUAGUCGACGAUCAAGAAUUUGCCAAUGUCAAUGGUAUAGAAUACUCUCUUGAUCAACUGCUCGGGAGUGGAACCUCCACUCCUUCAACUCCUACAGACUCAUCGCCGAAUCUCCCUCAUAAAUUUGGUUCCCAAGUGGACGCAUCCGUAGUCGAGUCCUCACGCGAUUUCCAAGAAACUUUGGCACACGAUACCUCUGUCGCGUUCGAGAUGGGCGUCAAACCCACAUUGGAGCGCUCCAAGAGUCGUACUUCCGUAAAACCAGGAAACGCACUAUUCUUCACCGUUAUAUAUCUUGCCCCUGGGGACUAUCAUCGAUUUCAUAGUCCCACCGCUUGGGUUGUUGAGAAGAGGCGACAUUUCGUCGGGGAGUUGUUCUCUGUCUCGCCGUAUAUUGCGAAGAGGUUGGAGAAUCUGUUCGUCCUCAACGAGCGUGUAGCUUUACUUGGCAAGUGGAGAUACGGAUUUUUCGGCAUGGUGCCAGUUGGUGCUAUCAAUGUGGGAAGCAUUAAAAUAAAUUUUGACCAGGCAUUACGGACGAACGAACGUGGUCGUCCACCGCCCCCAGGUACCUAUACUGAAGCAGUCUACUCUGAAGCAUCGCCGAUUCUCAAUGGCCAGCCACUACUGCCUGCACAGGAAAUGGGUGGCUUCUGUCUCGGAAGUACGAUCGUUCUGGUUUUUGAGGCACCUCGCGAGUUCCAAUUUGCUAUAAAGGCAAAUCAGAAGGUCAAGGUUGGUCAAAAAUUAGGGGAUGUCGAGAAGGAAAAGACAGAGUGAUUAGAGCGACUCUCAGUCUCUAAGUAUAUAUAUAGGCAGAGGAGAUGAAUCUGGAUGAUUGAGAAGAUCUCAUAUAUCAUACUCACUGCUAAGAGUUAGGAUAAUUUGAUACCCUACUGCUUGCUCAACGGAAGCUUACUCGAUUUUCCGGACUGGCCUGACUUCGAAGUAUGGCGCGUGUGGUGUAGUGUAAAUACGAUUCUCUUCAAUUUCGGAUCUUUCAUCUGGCUUCAUGUAUAUAUCUACAGUCAUUCA
Lentinula edodes (shiitake mushroom) is the source of this 2068-nucleotide messenger RNA. Its product is annotated as phosphatidylserine decarboxylase-domain-containing protein. Gene Ontology annotation, molecular function: phosphatidylserine decarboxylase activity. The coding region runs from base 191 to 1813 and encodes 540 amino acids. The record is from RefSeq and is a predicted model, not a curated record. Lineage: Eukaryota; Fungi; Basidiomycota; Agaricomycetes; Agaricales; Omphalotaceae. Gene Ontology annotation, biological process: phosphatidylethanolamine biosynthetic process. Gene Ontology annotation, cellular component: mitochondrion. The transcript has 6 exons.